Molecule: messenger RNA, 2233 nt
Organism: Physella acuta
Lineage: Eukaryota; Metazoa; Mollusca; Gastropoda; Physidae
Source: RefSeq, a predicted model, not a curated record
AUGGACUUCUGCGCCACCUAUAAACGGCUUCUUACUUUUCGAGAUCUUCCACAAACGGAUGGGAUUUGUAAACUGACACUAGCCGAGAAUGGGUUUUACCUCAAAGAUGCUCAAGCUAGCUGCUUUACUUGCAUGAGUUGUAGGAUUGAGUUCACCCCUACAAGUUUUCCAAAAGAACAAAACAGAUGGCACGAUACAUCCUGUCCAUUUCAUGUUGACCAUCCACGGUAUCAGCAGCUAACGCAGAAUUAUGGCUCAACAUAUGCUGAUCAGAGCAGUUUGUUAAGACCAUCUCGCUCCAACAUAAGGCAAGAGACAGGCAUGGAACAGGAUCACAUUUUUUAUUCAGUACAUGAAACAUACAGUGGAGGUGCCUACAAUAUUGUUGAACAAAACUGUGAGGACGGCGGUAUACAAGAUGUUCCAAACGAUGUAUUACCAACACAAGAUGAAAACGUAGAAGGUUCCCCCUACAAUCCUUACCCAACUUUAGAGCAAAGUGUUGUAGACGUCCACAAUCAUCAAAACUCCACGCAAGAAGAAAAUAUAAAUAGUGCCUUCUACAACGUUAACUCGAAUCUUAUGGAAACUAUGGAAAAUGCCGGGACAAUUUUAAAUGGAAUACAUGAAGAAACCAUGACAGGAGCCUCUAACUACAUGAACCAGAUACAGGAGACUACGACGCCGGACGCGUCUCAAACUCUGACAUCCAGUUCCGUUCCUCUGUCCGCUCCAGUAUCAAUGCAUCGAGAACGCUCCAAGAGAGGUUCUCAAUCUGUGGUGGUCUCACUAGCUGAGGCCAAAUCAUUGGGGGCUGCAAGUCGUUUGUCACAUGAGACACACCCACCAGGAAACAGUGAGAGUUGAUAUUAAUUGAUGAGAUUUGAUAGUUGAUGAAAAAUUAUAGUUGAUGACAGUUCUAUAUUUGAUGAUUGCUUUAACUAAGAACCAAGAGCUCUUGAAGGUUUGUACUUUGUCAAAAUCUACUUCGACUCUAUAUUUAAUUUUUUUUAUCAUUGCUAAACUAUAUUUUUAAAAUGGGUUAAAGAUAAAUUUUUAUUUUAAAAAAAGGUACAUGGUUUACUACUCCCUAAGGGUAUAGGGUAAUUAUGAUUAAUAUACUCAUUCACAGUGCUUAACAUGAUAUUAGAAUGUUAGCUUAUACAGUAACAAAAUGACCUCAAAAAUGUUGCGGAGAGAGAGAGGGAGAGAGAGAGAGAGAGAUGUGUGUACAUGGGAUUUUUUAUAUAUUAUGAUGUACAUACAUUUAUAAGUAAAGUUUUUACUUACGUUAUAUAGUUUUGAAAUACCGAAAUCGAUCCAGUAAUAUAUAUAUAUAUAUAUCACAUCGACACAACCUUGAUAAAGUAGGCGUACAUUUCAAAACCUAAUUUUAAAACAAUGACUAUUUAUAGUUCCACAGCACACUACAACAGCAAAAAUCGUUUCAUGUUGUUUUUACAAAAUAAACAUGUGAUAACACUUAUAACACAACAAAUGCUACACAUUAUUUUAUUCUCUCAAAAUAUAAAAAUUAUAAUUCACUUAUUGCCCACACUUUUGAAUAUGUGUUGUAUUUUAUUUAAUUCGUUAUAUAAUAUCAGUAAUAUAAUAAAAAUAAUUCGUGUUCUGCAAUGUAAGACCAAAACUACGGCUUUUUGCGAAACGACGCAUGAUCAUAUUUAUAUACAUCGUAAGUCUGAAUCAGCCUAUAUAUACGGAAAUCCACAGUCGACUGUAUAUAUUUUUGGGGGAAUUACCGUAGUGACGUGUUUCGUCAUUGGUAGAGUCAGCAUCUAAAAAUAUACAAUUCUGUUUCCUUUAAAUCAAAGCUUCCUAGAAAACAAAAGUUUAAAACGUUUCUACUAUAAUGUGAAAUCCUAGUAUUUUUGUUUAAUAAAAUAUUAUUUUCCUAUUGUACAUUUCAAAUAAUAUCAGCUAUGUCAUCGUACAUUGUUUAAAAAUUAUUUUUAUUUGUUUUCUUUUUAACAUAAAACCAGCAUUACAAUUCAACUCUAAUUCAAUUGAUGUUUAACAUUCAUCGUCGAGAACUUUCCAAACCUGUAAAGUUCUAUAACUACAUUAAGUUAUAACAUUAAAGGCAACGAUACAACACAGCUUGAGAAGAUCAAGCAUGUAGUAACUACGCUUCAUUAAUUCAUUAACUUUAUGUAUGGUUAAUCUAAUUGUGUACAUACUAAUUUUACCAUAAAAUGUCUCAAAAAACAAUAAA